Messenger RNA from Lactuca virosa, 995 nucleotides. Lineage: Eukaryota; Viridiplantae; Streptophyta; Magnoliopsida; Asterales; Asteraceae. The record is from the annotation of a GenBank genome assembly.
CUUCUAAACCCCUGCCCUGGUUAUCUAGCCUUUUAACAAUGGCUCACACCAGACUUAAAAUUCCAAUUCUCUCAACUAUCACUACAACUGCUAUUAAAUUCUCGAAAUCAUCAUUGCUUCAUGGUUAUCGCCGCCAUAUCUGCCACUGUUCAUCACCCGUAUCUAUUUCUCAAAAUCAACAACGACAACCGCAAAUCAGGAGCCCUCAACUCGUCGCAUUGGAGUAUGCUGAUCUUAGCAUUCCGCAUAUUGUGUGUGAGGAGUUAGGUGCUACUAGGGUGAGGCAACAUGUUAAUCCUCUUAGCUCUACUUUAUCAAUUCCUGUUGAAGUGCCAAACUGGAAUGAUGUAUUUGAAGACCCAAAGUUGCCUCUAGUUGUUGAUGUAGGAAGUGGUAGUGGCAGAUUUCUCAUGUGGCUUGCUAAGAGAAAUCAUGGUUCCAAGAACUAUAUGGGCCUUGAGAUACGAAAAAAGUUGGUUACACGUGCUGAAAAAUGGGCGGAAGAGCUGUCUCUUAGUAAUAUACAUUUUGUGUUUGCAAAUGCCACAAUAUCCUUCAAGGAGCUCAUUUCCACAUAUCCUGGGCCUUUGAUGUUUGUUUCAAUAUUGUGUCCAGAUCCUCAUUUUAAGAAAAGACACCACAAAAGAAGGAUUGUGCAGAAGCCUCUUGUGGAAGCAAUUACCGAUAGUUUAAUGCCUGGAGGACAGGUGUUUAUACAGUCGGAUGUGCUUGAAGUUGCAGUUGACAUGCGGAAUUAUUUUGAUGCUGAGUCAGCAAAGCUCAUGUUUGAAUCGGAUUUGGCUUGUGACAAUGAAGGAUGGUUGUUAAGCAAUCCAAUGGGGAUUCGAACUGAAAGAGAGAUUCAUGCAGAAUUUGAAGGAAUAUAUAGCUCGAACUAUAACAUAUGUGAAAGAUCGUAUUACAUCAAGUCUGCGUUUGAUCAUUUCAACACAACACCUACACCCGCCAGAAGAUUAUCACGAUUGUUUUCGUGA